CAUCUGGCUGUGUCUUGCUAUGAAUAGAAUUUAGGGCCGAUUUUCUUUAUCAUUGUCUUCUCCAUUAUCGUAGCUUUCUGAAAUCUGUCAUAGCCAUGUCGGACGAGGAGCAUCACUUCGAGUCCAAAGCUGACGCCGGAGCUUCCAAGACCUAUCCUCAGCAGGCUGGAACCAUCCGCAAGAACGGCCAUAUCGUCAUCAAGGGUCGUCCCUGCAAAGUUGUGGAAGUUUCAACUUCCAAGACGGGGAAGCAUGGCCAUGCCAAAUGCCACUUUGUCGCCAUUGACAUCUUCACUGCCAAGAAGCUCGAGGAUAUUGUCCCCUCUUCCCACAACUGUGAUGUUCCUCAUGUCAACCGCACCGAUUAUCAGCUUAUUGACAUAUCCGAGGAUGGCUUUGUUAGUCUUCUGACUGACAGCGGAGACACUAAGGAUGAUCUCAGACUUCCAACUGAUGAGAGUCUGCUCAAGCAGAUAACAGAUGGAUUCAACGAGGGUAAGGAUCUGAUAGUGUCGGUUAUGUCGGCAAUGGGGGAGGAACAGAUCUGCGGCCUCAAGGAUAUUGGUCCAAAGUCUUAGGAGCAGAAGAUGCAGAUGGAGAUCAUCCAUAAUCUUUAUAUAAGCAAUAAAUAAGUUUUUCAGACAUCUUCGAGACCUGUGUUUUAAUGUGGCUUAUGAUUCACUGACUUAUUUUGAUUGUGGAUCGAUAUGCCAAUCUCUUGCUAUAAUGUGCUUUGCUGUGCUUGGAGUUUGAAUCUGUCUCGGGUUUGGGCCUGAUUAUGGGCCCAUAUGAGCCCGUUUGCUAUAUGGUCGUGGCCCAUAUACGUUGUAUCCAAUAAGUUUUCUUUUAAAUUC
This is a messenger RNA of Tarenaya hassleriana, 854 nucleotides long. RefSeq names its product eukaryotic translation initiation factor 5A-2-like. The transcript has 5 exons. The coding region runs from base 96 to 578 and encodes 160 amino acids. The record is from RefSeq and is a predicted model, not a curated record. Lineage: Eukaryota; Viridiplantae; Streptophyta; Magnoliopsida; Brassicales; Cleomaceae. Gene Ontology annotation, molecular function: ribosome binding; translation elongation factor activity; RNA binding. Gene Ontology annotation, biological process: positive regulation of translational elongation; positive regulation of translational termination.